This is a messenger RNA of Centropristis striata (black sea bass), 1134 nucleotides long. RefSeq names its product peptidylprolyl isomerase H (cyclophilin H) (gene ppih). Gene Ontology annotation, molecular function: peptidyl-prolyl cis-trans isomerase activity. The record is from RefSeq and is a predicted model, not a curated record. NCBI's taxonomy places the organism in Eukaryota, Metazoa, Chordata, Actinopteri, Perciformes, Serranidae. Bases 111 to 644 code for a protein of 177 amino acids. The transcript has 9 exons. Gene Ontology annotation, biological process: protein folding; protein peptidyl-prolyl isomerization. Gene Ontology annotation, cellular component: intracellular membrane-bounded organelle.
AGCCACCGUAGGUGCCAAAAGCGCAUACAUGCUGGAUAUUCAAACCAUUCACGUAUUGUUCGUUAAAUGAUAUAUGUUAUUUAGUCUUAAAGAACGAGGAAAGUGUCACAAUGUCUCUUCAAUCAACCAAUCCUAACAACCCCAUUGUCUUCUUCGACAUAACCAUCGGAGGGCAGGAUGUUGGAAGGAUGAAGGUCGAGCUGUUUGCCGACGUGGUUCCAAAGACGGCAGAAAAUUUCCGGCAGUUCUGCACUGGAGAGUUCAGGAAGGAUGGAGUCCCUAUUGGUUUCAAAGGUUGCACAUUCCACAGGGUCAUUAAAGACUUUAUGAUACAAGGAGGGGACUUUGUAAAUGGUGAUGGAACUGGCAUCUGCAGCAUCUACAGAGGUCCGUUUGCAGAUGAAAACUUCAGAAUGAAGCACAAUGGGCCUGGUCUUCUGUCCAUGGCAAACAGUGGUCCAGGGACAAAUGGGUGUCAGUUUUUCAUUACCUGCAGUAAAUGUGACUGGUUAGAUGGGAAACAUGUUGUUUUUGGGAAAGUGGUCGAAGGUUUGCUGAUCAUGAGAAAAAUUGAGAAUGCUCCUACGGGACCCAACAACAAGCCCAAGCUCCCCAUCAUCAUCGCACAGUGUGGAGAGAUGUGAUCCAGCCAGGACCAACCAGCCUCUUUAUACAUGAAGUAGUGUCUCAUUGUCAUGUGAUACUCCUCAGCAAACAUCCACCCUCAUAUUUUUUUAACAUAUGGAUGCAAUCUCUCAUAAUGCACAUUAAAGGACAGUAUAAAGUUCAGCAGAACAUCUUUAUGGUAGAACUGAUUCUAGGUUAACUGCUGCACCUGAACUUACAUAAGAUUAUUCACAUCUCUUUGACUGAUAAUGUGGGUAUAUGGGUUUAAUAUUAAUUUUGCAAAACAUGUGAAACAUUCUCAUUUAUAUUUUAGUCCCACUGUGUCAUUUUUGAUCAAUAAAUUGUUACAUUUUUGUAAAACUUUUGAGAAGAUCUUGUUUGAUUAAAAAACUGUAGAUAGCAUCAGGUUAUAUUCAGAGUUUUAAUGUUGUUAUCUCAACCAUAGUUAGUAAAUUACACGCCCAUGAAGUUGGAAUAAAAUAUUUUUUACCUCUUUCCAUUAAAUAA